UCUGUUCUAUACAAAAAUUAAUGUUUUAAAAGUGGAAGAACUAUGUUGGCAAAAGUUUUGCUGGUGAGCCUUUUCCCGGUAGUGUUGUGCGUUGGGUCCGGACCACAGUUAUCUACCGGUGAAGCAUCGAGUGCCAAUCUAACGCAUGCGGUCAUACGGCAGCACGAUCCAAACGCAGGGUGCGAGCAAAAUGAAGCCUGUACGGUUGCCGUGGAAUGUGCGUCAGAUGCUGAAGCGAAAGCAAACAUGAUGCCAUGUUCCAGUGCGAGCGGCGUGGUUGGAGUUUGCUGUCCCACCAGCCCUAACCACCGCCACAAACGGUCCCUGAAGCCUGGCGGUGAGUAUUUUUUUCUAAGUGCAAUCCACGAUGGUCGACGACAGUACGACGAACAAUUGCGCCAUAUGCACAAACACCGCGCAACGAUGACUGCCAAGCAGAAACCGGAAUCCAUGUUCCAUCGGCUUCUGCAACCAACGGGACUAGGACACGGACACUUUAAGGACCUGACACAACAAGCCGAUAUAUAUGGACAUGUCUAUGCCAGCCGAAAAUACGCCGAUAUGACCCAUAUGAGCUUGGAAGAACGGCAAGGUGAUUUAUUUAUCAGGGGUCCUAGGAACGUGGAACCGAUGGUGGUGUGGUGCGACCCAUAUGCUCGCUACCGUACCAUCGAUGGGUCGUGCAACAACCCACUGCCGGAUCGGGCCGGCUGGGGUUCAGCUGGCUACCCGUUCGAGAGGCUUCUGCCACCGGCGUACGAAGAUGGAGUAUGGGCGCCAAGAAUUCAUUCGGUGACCGGCAACCUGCUGGCCAGCACCAGAACCAUCUCCGCCGUGCUGUUUCCGGACGUCGACCAUCCGGAUCCCCAUCUGAACAUCCUAUUCAUGCAACUUGGUCAGUUUGUAACCCACGACAUAACCCUCAGCCAAAGCAUCCCGCUGGACAAUGGUGAAGACGUCGAAUGCUGCACUCCGGAUGGCUCCCGAGCUCUGUACGGAGAAGAGCUACACUUUGCCUGUAUGCCCAUCGAAAUCAGCCCGUACGAUCCGUUCUACUCCCGGUUCGGCGUUAGUUGCAUGAACUUUGUCCGUAUCAAGCUGGCAUGCGGAUCAGAAUGUACACUGGGCUACGGCACUCAAGGCAACUCGGUGACUCACUUCAUAGAUGCAUCUCCGGUUUAUGGUUCGUCGGACUUUGUGGCAGCUUCUGUCCGAUCGUUUCACCAGGGUCAACUACGUGCGUCGUAUCCAACAGGAAUCGAAUUGCCUCCGUUCGCUAGCAAUCCACGAGACUGCGUACCAUGGGCUCGAGUGUGCUUCGAAACCGGCGAUAUACGAGUGAAUCAGUUACUUGCGUUGACUCAGGUUCAAACACUGUUUCUGAGGGAACACAACCGACUCGCAAAGGGGUUGAGCCACGUCAAUCCUCACUGGGACGAUGAGAAACUGUAUCAAGAGGCGAGGAAGAUUGUGAUUGGCGAAUACCAGAACCUGGUAUUCAACGAGUACCUCCCUCUUCUACUAGGUAGGAAGAAGGCGCAACAACUGAUGGAUCCUCCGCAUGGUCAUACGUACUUCUACAAUGCAAAUCUCCCACCAAUGACGCUGACGGAGUCCGCGGUGGCAGCCUUCCGUUUUGGUCACUCCACUAUCGACGGAUUCUUCCGUCUUCUGUACCGGGAUGCACCACCGGAGAUCGUUCCCAUUGCGGACGUCUUCACCGAUCCGUCCAAGAUUUUGGAACCGAACAGCUUCGACCGUAUGAUGCACUCUUUUGGGGAACAGCCGCAGCAGCAGGUGGACAACUACAAAACCUACGGCGUCACCCGAUUUCUGUUACCUGAGGGAAAACCGUAUGGGUCAGAUUUGGCCGCGAUAAACAUGCAACGGGGCCGAGACUUUGCCAUGCGUCCGUACAACGAUUACCGAGAAUUGGCGGGACUCCCUCGGGUGACGGAUUUCCGACAAAUGGGCGAAAUGGCUGAGCUGCUGGCGCAGGUUUACGAGUCUCCCGAUGACAUCGAUCUUUGGCCAGGUGGUCUGUUGGAACCGCCAGGGAAUGGUGCCAUAGUGGGCCCAACGUUCAGUUAUUUGAUAGCAGAAAUGUUCUCUCGGCUUAAAUUCGGGGACAGGUACUACUUCACCAAUGGUCCGGAGGUAAAUCCGGGUGCUUUUACGCUGCAGCAGUUGAGUGAAAUUCGACGGACCUCGCUGGCCAGUUUAAUCUGUGCCAAUGUGGACAACUGGUACGAUUUUUACCAGACUCCAAAAGCAUUCCUUCGUUCAAGUUGGGAUAACGAACCGAUUCCCUGUGCGAGCCAUUACUCGUUGGACUUGGACGCUUGGCGCGAUUGAACUUUUGGAUGCGUCCUAAAUUUGUGUUUCAGUGUUCAAUGGAAGCAUUGAUUUAGAAAAUGUUUGUUUGACUUUUUAGGGCUUAUUUUAUGAAAAUAUAACUUUUAUUGACCAGCUUGU
Ochlerotatus camptorhynchus is the source of this 2475-nucleotide messenger RNA. Its product is annotated as chorion peroxidase-like. The transcript is spliced from 4 exons. Gene Ontology annotation, biological process: response to oxidative stress. NCBI's taxonomy places the organism in Eukaryota, Metazoa, Arthropoda, Insecta, Diptera, Culicidae. Gene Ontology annotation, molecular function: heme binding; peroxidase activity. Bases 43 to 2355 code for a protein of 770 amino acids. The record is from RefSeq and is a predicted model, not a curated record.